This is a messenger RNA of Triplophysa dalaica, 3007 nucleotides long. RefSeq names its product deltex E3 ubiquitin ligase 3L b, tandem duplicate 2 (gene dtx3lb.2). Lineage: Eukaryota; Metazoa; Chordata; Actinopteri; Cypriniformes; Nemacheilidae. Bases 289 to 2508 code for a protein of 739 amino acids. Gene Ontology annotation, biological process: protein ubiquitination; Notch signaling pathway. Gene Ontology annotation, molecular function: metal ion binding. The transcript has 8 exons. The record is from RefSeq and is a predicted model, not a curated record.
UUACAGUGACAAAUACUCAAACUGCGAUGUGAAGCGAAAGUAACCGGAGUCAUCGACAACAAUCCAGCUACAUUUAAAGCUUAAUGAAUAAAAUGUGUAUAUAUAUCAUUAGUUACGGAAGCCUACAAACAAGUAUGACUGAAGGGCUUAUAGCUUUUCUUAGGCUACACCAAAGUUAAAUCCAUCUGUGACUGAAACGAAAACGAAAGUUACAUUUCGCUGAAAACUUGCGCCGUAUGCCUUCCGUGAAGAAAUUUUUGUUUCAGUUGCUGUUGCUGAAGACUCAUAAUGGCGGAGAAAGUGUCAGAGCCAAUGGAGGUUGAUGAAGAGAACGGGAUCCAAAAUAAUGACAAUUCUGAAAACAUGGACAUAUACACAUCAGGUGAUGAAAGACCACAACCAUCUGCUCCUCCACUAAAAAUUGCAAAAGUUAAAGUCAGAGUGGACUGGACCGGACCGCUUCCAGAAAAAUGGUGUACAUCAUUACAAAAAGCCCUCCAGACCUGGUGUAACACUGAUUUGUCCAAAGGCACUGGAAAAUAUAACAUCAACAGUGUCACUGUCAUGGAAGAUCCCCGCUGUGCAGAAGUGCAGAUAACGCCAUCAGAAGCUAUUGAAGAUUUAAAAAAUUACACAACUGCAACAUUAAAGUUCAAGGAUCUAAAUAAUACAGGAAGAACUGUGACUGCAAGGAUUUCAAUUUAUGAUGCUGAAGCUAUAAAAGACUCAUCACUGAAGGUGGACAGCAAUGUGACUUCUGCAAUAGAACAAAAUGGUGUGGACGUUUUUGCAGUGAAUAGUGCUUCAAAUGGCACUGACACCAUGAAAGCUGCUGAAAUGACCACAGAGACAAACUCAGCUGCAUGUACUGUCCCCCUCUAUCUGUACUGGUACAUACAUCAUGCUUACAAAAAUGAGUUGGAGCAAAUUAAUAAACGGCAUGGAGUCAACAUUUCUCCAAAUGUGUUAGUCUCAUUUGAAACUACCCCAAGCACAAACCCUGGUUCGGUGUCCAAAGCCUCAGAAGAGCUUCAGAAGCUUGUUCAGAAAUGUGGGGCUAGUUUUAGUGAUGUCACUAUUCCCUUUACUCAAAUAGACUCAGACAUUGUCAAGGAAACCAUGCAUAGCAGCCAAUCAGAACAGACAAAGGUGAUGAUGAGCUUUUCUGCCAGUAAUGUCCAGGUCUUCGGACAAAAAAAUAUUACAGACAUGAUAAACAGAAAGGUAAAUGGAACAAGACCGGAAGGCCAAUCAAUAGGCAAUGAAAAUAAAAUGGGUGUAGUUACGAAUGUUAACCAACAAAUGAUGUCUUCCUUGGACAUGGACAUGAAGGAUCUUCAAAAUCAAAUUGAGAUGGAUAAGAUUCAUUGGGAUCUGAUGAAUCUUUCUCACAAAGAACAUUUAUGUAACCUUCAAAGUAAGUUUGGAGUGUCAUUUCACGUAGAAGAACUGAAGGACAACUUAACUGUUAAGGUGAGAGCUCAUUCCAAAGAAGGUCAACAUACUGAUCUUGAAACUCAUGCCAUGAGAGCUUUAAUACAACUCUAUCAGAAACUUGCCUUGGCUACUGUGGGCUGUGAACUUAAAGAUCCAAAAGAUACGGAUAUUGUGGCCAAAAUUAAAAAGAUUCUUGGAAAACGGCAAUAUCGUGUUGCUGCAGUGGAUGUUUAUGGUCCCUGGAGGCUUGUUGGACUGCCAGAGCACCUUGGCCCAUCAAUGAAAGAUAUUGAGAAGGAAAUUGGGAAGAUUGUGUUUGAUAAAAAAACAAAGGAAUUGAUUGGUUACUCAGAGGACAUCUCUCAAGGGAUAGGGAUCACACGGGAAGACACGUCAGUCUACGGACGAGGAGCAGCGGGUGGCUUGAUACAAGAUAAGACAGAUCCUGGUUUAAGUGGAGAGACACAAGAAAAAGGAAACAAAAAGUCUAGACAUGACCAUAAAGGUGCACAGGAUGAAGAGGACCAUUGUGUUAUUUGCAUGGACAACAUCAAAAACAAGAAGAAACUGAAAUGUGGGCAUGAAUUCUGUAAGGACUGUAUAGAGCAAGCAGUGAAACACCGUGGAGAAAUCUGUCCUGUGUGUCAGAAGAUUUUUGGGAAAAUAGAGGGGAACCAGCCUUAUGGAACAAUGGAUUUUACAAAAAACAAAUCAAGACUUCCAGGUUAUCCAGACGUUGGAACAAUUCAAAUCUCUUACACUAUAUCAAGUGGUACUCAAACGAUUAAGCAUCCAAAUCCUGGACAAUAUCAUUAUGGGACACAACGCACUGCUUAUCUGCCAGAUAAUAAAGAAGGAAAUCAUGUACUCAAACUCUUGCGGAAGGCUUUUGAUCAGAGACUGAUUUUCACCGUUGGAACAUCUACAACCUCUGGUGCAAAAAAUGCUGUCACAUGGAAUGAUAUUCAUCAUAAGACCAAUACACAUGGUGGACCUGAAGGAUAUGGUUACCCAGAUCCCGGCUACCUGAAGAGAGUAAAAGAUGAAUUAAAAGCCAAAGGCAUUGAAUGAGUCAUGACACAUGCUGCAUUUGUGUUUGUUAAUGAACAAGGCAUAUACACAAUGUAUAGUCAAUUGGUCAUUAUUAAUAAAUAAACAUCAUCAAUAUGCUCAAGAUCAUACAUUAUCUCUAAUCACAUGAUCAACAGUUUAGUAUUCAUUACAGGAAAAAAACAGAAUGAUUUGAUUUACCGAUUGGAUUUACCAAUCAACAAUCAAUAAAGAAUGUCACUAAUAUAAUUAUUUUGGGUUUUCAGAUCUAUUCAUGUUUGACAUGCAUUUAAAAGUCUUUCGUUAUUUUUUUCUGUCGUAUUUUUUUCUUUGUCGUUUUUUUUUCUUGAAAUUAGCAUUUUGUGAUGUUGAAAAUAUGAAUAUAAAUAUAACAAGUAGCUACUAGAAGAAAAUAAAAAAAGAAAUGUAUGACAUGCUUUACUACGAGACAUGAUAGGAGUCAUGGACAUGGACAUCUGCUACUUUCAUGCUAUCCUUAAAAUAAAAAUGAGAAAAAGUG